This is a messenger RNA of Cryptomeria japonica (Japanese cedar), 1073 nucleotides long. Its product is annotated as protein FATTY ACID EXPORT 7. Bases 412 to 744 code for a protein of 110 amino acids. Lineage: Eukaryota; Viridiplantae; Streptophyta; Pinopsida; Cupressales; Cupressaceae. The record is from RefSeq and is a predicted model, not a curated record. Gene Ontology annotation, cellular component: membrane. The transcript has 3 exons.
UAAAUUUUAUUACUGUCACACCGUCUGACUCUUACAACAUCAGUAACAAAUAGCUUACCUAGACCAAGGGGACGUUGGCAGCGUUCUCGCUCUUCCCUAGUCAAUUGCUCCACGCCUUCGGUUUUAUUUCAAAUGGUCGCAGAUGUCACCAGAUUCCCACAAUUUGUCUUCCUUUGCACGUUCUUGACCGUGUCUUCAAGGGCUCAUAGCAGCUGGUCUUACUAAUCGAUCUCUUUUCACAUCAGAAGAUCGACAAGUUAUCGUGUGCGCAGUCAGUGAGGGGCAGAAAGAUUUCACUUGAAGUAGCAGAGGGGGAGGAGGAGGAGGAAAUAAAUUUGGCGGCGGUGGCGGAGGAAGCGGAGAAGUAGGAGGAGAAGAAUAAAUACCCGAGAAAAAGAAGAGCGUAAGUAGAUGGCUUGGUCUAUGUCUCAAAAACUUACAAUUGCCUAUGCAGGCUUGCUUGGAGUGGGUGGACUUAUGGGCUAUGUGAAAAGUGGGAGCUCUAUGUCACUUAUAUCAGGUGGAUUGUCAGCAUCAGUGCUUUGCUAUGUACAUACUCAACUUCCUACAAACCCAACAUUUGCUUCGUCAGUUGGGCUUGGGAUCUCAGCUGUUCUUUUGUUUGCAAUGGGAGCACGUUUUAAGAAAUCUGGAAAGAUUUUUCCUGCAGGUGUGGUAUCUGUGGUCUCUUUGGUCAUGGCUGGUGGUUACCUUCAUGGUAUUCUACGCAGUUCCCAUGCAUAGAGUAGUUACAAAGACUUUUUAAAAUGAAUGCUAUGCUGCUUCUUUUGAGAUUUUGAUCAUAAGUAACACUAUGUUUUGUCUUUUGUAUGCUUGGCUCUCCCAAAUUCUUUCUCAAGCAUGCUUUUGAACCUUACAUGUAGUGGAGUGGGGUCCAAACAUAUGGAAGGAUUGAGGUUCCAAUAUUCAGUGCUUGCUGCCUAUAUAAACUGUCUUUUUCAGAAAUCAUUAGUUUUGAUUUCUAAUGUCUUGAGUUUUCUUAGGUUGCUUCUUGAUGUACUCAAAUGAAUGUGUUACUUUUAGUGGUAAUUUUCUUUCUUAUUUCAAGCUGA